Messenger RNA from Hymenoscyphus albidus, 249 nucleotides. NCBI's taxonomy places the organism in Eukaryota, Fungi, Ascomycota, Leotiomycetes, Helotiales, Helotiaceae. The record is from the annotation of a GenBank genome assembly.
AUGUCCAACUAUCCGCAGGGUUUCGUUGAAAUGGCACCAUCUCGCGUACCAGUUCAUGACCCAUGCUGGAAGAUACUUGGUUUCUUUCCACACUGCGGAAAGCCACUAAUUCGAGUCGCGAAAGAAGCAGAGUCUGCCUACAGCGCAACAGCGAAGGGGCUAUGCAAAGAAGAGGAGAAGUCUUUCCCGGAAGAGUGGGACCGGGUACAGCAAAACGGUACCUUUGCUGGCAUCGAAUUGCUGCCCUGA